GCAGUCGCAGAAGUCAUGUUGAUAGACCGACGGUCGGGAAAUGAAUGAAUGUUGAGAUGUCUCUGUUGAGAAAAAGCCUGUGAAAAACAUUCUGUAACCUGUUUUGUACGUCAAAAUAUAUAAAACUCCAUAACUUUGUCAGGGAAGUUGUGAGUCAAGGUGGAGGGAUCUAGAAAACAAAAUCAAAGUAAAUCACUAGCAGCAUCAUUCACAAAAUUAAAUAUAAGUCCUGAGCAAGAGUCGUCUUGUCAAGAUAGGAGAGUGCCGUCUUCGCAUGCGAGAAAUUUGUUUAGCUCCGUUAUCAUGCCUCCAAGACGAAAGAGACGCUCUCCUCCAAUCGAUGAUUGUAAAGCUAAAAAAUCAAGGAAAACAACCAGUUUGUCCGCAACAUACACAGACUUAACAGAAUCCAGUUACCAGGCUGCAUUCUCCUCUAAAAGGUGCCUGGCAUGGUUUGAGGAAUACAAGGACACAGAUGACUCCGUAGGCCCGGAAGGAAUGGAGAAAUUCUGUGAAGAUAUUGGCGUUGAGCCAGAGAACAUUGUAAUGUUGAUUAUAGCAUGGAAACUUGAGGCCUACCAAAUGGGUUUUUUUACACUACAAGAGUGGAUGAAAGGAAUGUCUUCCCUACAGGUUGAUUCCGUAAGGAAACUACAAGGAAAAUUUGAUUACCUCCGAUCACUACUCACAGACCCUCCUACAUUUAAAAGAAUUUACAGAUUUGCAUUUGACUUUGCCAGAAUAAAAGAUCACAGGUGUUUAGACUUAGAGACAGCCAAAACAAUGUUGCGCCUUCUGCUCGGUAGACAGUGGGUUCUUUUCAACUCAUUCCAACAAUUUCUAGAUCGGUCCAAUUACAGAGUUGUGAACAAGGAUCAAUGGUGCAAUAUUCUAGAAUUCAGCCGAACGAUACAGCCUGAUCUUAGCAACUACGAUGAAGAUGGUGCAUGGCCUGUGAUGCUUGACGAAUUUGUGGAGUGGUUACGAGGGCAGUAUUCAUGAACAAUGCAUGUACCGUGUUGACUUGCAUCUACCUAAACAGUAUUGUGAAUAUAGAUACAAGAACAGCUAACUCAGAGAACAAAUAUGCUCUCCGAAUACGUCUAUUGUGCGCAGGAAAAAUAUCUGCGUUAAUGUGUACGAAACAACAGGCUUUACAGUCAAUAGGCUUUAUAGUACACAUGUAUAGUGGCGACUGGAAAGAGUAUAACUGUUUUGUAUCAUAUCGUUUCUUACAGAGUAACUGUAAAACAAAAAAAUCUAGCGAUAUAUACCAUGUGAAAAUGAUAAGAAACAAAUAAUAUUACACAUCUUUAUGUUUAUCUUGUUUUAAGAAAUGUUUUUUUACCUUAAGUUAAGAUGAUGGACGUUAUGUAACUGUACAGUACACUAAGGCAGUAGCAUUACACGUUAAGUGGUCUCUAAUAAGAUGAGAAGGGGAAAAAAAUCUACGCUUCGGGUGAUUUCCAUCCUUCAGAAUUUUAAACUUGCCUACCCCUGGUUAGUUGAUUGUCAAGGUUUCUAUUGUGAUACGUAUGAUUGGAAUCUAUGAAUACAAUGUAUGACACAAGGAAACAUUGUCAAAAAUAUACUAACUGUAUGCAAAUUAAUGCCUAAUCAUGAUUUCUGAACCAUCAUACUUAAUGCUAUAUAAACCACACGGAAGUCUUCAUUAUGAUAUAUAACUAUGGGGCAGUAGUCCGCCGUUGGGGUUAAAUCCCAAAAUUCACAAUUAUUUCUUUUUUUAAAGGAACAAUAAUUAUCUUUGUUUCUAAGCUAAUUUUUAUCCUGCUUAAUUGGUCAAAAUAUGCUGUAGUCUGACUAGCCUACAGUAAUAAUAAUCACCAUUUUAAAAUCAAUCUUUUGUUGUCUUCAGAACAGUGUAUAGAAUAACUAGUUAACAUUUCCUAUGAUCACCACAAUGUACAGUCCAUCCAACUUCCUUCAUAACCCAUUUAAAUUGUUAACAGUUUCUGCAAUUACCAUUCAUAACCCAUAACCGGUUAACAGUUAAUGUAAUAUCUGUACUGCCCUCACUAGUAAAAAGUUUCCAUAAACACACUAUCAGGUUAACAGUUGCUGUGAUCACUACCUACCCAUGUAGGUAAUAAGCAUAUGCCUAGGUGAUAGCAAGCCUGUAUACUGCCCUCACUGGUGAACAGUUUCCAUAAACACACUAUAAAUUUUACAGUUCCUGUGAUCGCUGCCUGCCCAUGUAAGUAAUAUGUAGGCUGUGUAAAGCAUUAGCAUAUGCCUGGAUGACAGCAAGCCUGUAUACUGACUGCCCUCACUGGUAAGCAGUUUCCAUAAAUACACUAUCAUUUUACCGUACUAAAUAUAUUGAUAUUGACUAAAGGAGAAUGUGAUUCCGCUCCAUAACUCAAAUCAUGCCAACAUCCACAGUCCCAGGGUUGAUUGGAUUAUUGAGGGGGGCGUUUAUUCAAAUUAGAAGGGGGUGCUUAUUCGCGCGAGUACGAUAACAGUUGCUAGGUCACUACCGGCCCAUGUAAGUAAUCGGUAUGCUGUCUGAAGCGUUAUCAUAUGCCUAGGUAACAAAAAAACCUGUAUACUGCCGUCACUGGUAAACAGUUUCCAAAAUCACACUAUAAGUUUAAAAAUUCCUGUGAUCAUUGCCUGCCUGUAUACCACACUCACUGAUAAAUAGUUCCCAUAAUAAGGUUAACAGGUGUUAGAUCACUGCCUGCCCAUUAACUAAUGUGUAGGCUGUCUGAAGCCUAGGUGACAGCAAGCCUGUAUUAUACCACCCUUACUGGUAAACAGUUUCCAUAUAAAGGUUAACAGGUGCUAAAUCACUGCCACCAGCUACAGUAGUUAAAACAAAUUGUGUCGAUGUCUUUAAAAAAAAACUAUUAAGCUCUGUCUUAUCAUGCUAUCGUGUUUUAUUGCGGACCCAUAUAUGUGUAAAUCAUAUAUGAACACAAUAAAGUCACAGGCAGGCUAAGUAUGUAAAUAAUUUUUUUAUCUUCUAAAUAUUCUGUAAUUGUAUUUCAUGAAGAUCUUAUGAUAUUUUCAUCGCAAGAAAUAUUGUUUUUAAAAAAUAGUUAUUUUACCAUAGCUAUCUUCCAUAUAAUAUUUUGUGCAUAAGUUUGCAUAAAUUAAAUGCUGCCUUUCAUAUCUAUGUUAUAUCUGUUGCACGAA
Anneissia japonica is the source of this 3159-nucleotide messenger RNA. RefSeq names its product DCN1-like protein 4. Gene Ontology annotation, cellular component: ubiquitin ligase complex. Gene Ontology annotation, molecular function: ubiquitin-like protein binding; ubiquitin conjugating enzyme binding; cullin family protein binding. The record is from RefSeq and is a predicted model, not a curated record. The coding region runs from base 304 to 1002 and encodes 232 amino acids. Gene Ontology annotation, biological process: protein neddylation; positive regulation of ubiquitin-protein transferase activity. NCBI's taxonomy places the organism in Eukaryota, Metazoa, Echinodermata, Crinoidea, Comatulida, Comatulidae. The transcript has 8 exons.